Ceraceosorus guamensis is the source of this 3715-nucleotide messenger RNA. Its product is annotated as K, P-type ATPase. Gene Ontology annotation, biological process: potassium ion import across plasma membrane; intracellular potassium ion homeostasis; sodium ion export across plasma membrane. NCBI's taxonomy places the organism in Eukaryota, Fungi, Basidiomycota, Exobasidiomycetes, Ceraceosorales, Ceraceosoraceae. The record is from RefSeq and is a predicted model, not a curated record. Gene Ontology annotation, molecular function: ATP hydrolysis activity; P-type sodium:potassium-exchanging transporter activity; ATP binding. The transcript is spliced from 2 exons. Gene Ontology annotation, cellular component: membrane. The coding region runs from base 172 to 3567 and encodes 1131 amino acids.
GACAGCCCCACGCAAUCCUUUGAGCCCCAUCCACCUCUCUACGGAUACUCCUGCGACAAGUGCGACAGCCUCGAUCGGGCUCUUCGAGGUCCGCCUGAACAAGUGCGUCUCGCCAAUAGACCAAAUUCCAUCACCCACGUCUUUUUCCUCGCUUUGUUUUGUUCGCCAAAAAUGACGGACAGAUCAGAUUCCAUUAGUUCGUCCAAGAACGCCUCGGACGCGCGCGAUGGCACAACUCACGGCCACGAUGCGGAGAAAGACAUCGAGAUGCAGGGGCAGGACGUAAUCGAGCCGGAGUCAACGGUCAAAUCUCCCACAAAUAUCAACUUCGGGCGAAUCGGUGACGAUGCUGCUGCCAGGAGGAUCAAGAGGGAGAAGACACUCGAGCGACAACAUUCGAUUGGUUCCCUGGGUCGACCGGCACCCAGAGGUGAUCCAAAUGCGAGGUUGGCCAUGAACUACAGGACCAUGAGCCUGGUGAUGUCCACUGGUGGACUCGCCGACGCACCACAAAGACAUCGAAAGGGAGAACGCAAGACGCUCAAGGACUUUAGCAAUCUCGAAUGGCACAAGUUGCCAGUAGAGGACGUCCUUCAUCGACUUGGCGUCUCACCGGCCGGUGGCCUUGAUGCGGAUCAAGCCAAGAGACGCAUCUCACAAUAUGGUCCCAACAGGAUGAGCAAGCCCCAAAGCCAACUUCUUCGUAAACUCUUUGGCUAUGUAUUUGGCGGAUUUGGUUCUCUCCUAAUUGGCGGUGCGAUCAUAUGCUUCCUCGCCUGGAAGCCCCUGGGGAACCCGAAUCCUCAAGCGUCCAACUUGGCUCUCGCUGUUGUCCUUCUCAUUGUGGUUGUCCUUACCACAAUCUUCAACGCGUGGCAAGAUUGGUCCACCUCACGCGUCAUGGCCUCCAUCGGCAACAUGCUACCACAGGACGUGCUGGUGCUGCGGGAUGGCAGCAAGCGCACCAUUCCUGCUUCGGAGCUCACUCGAGGCGACAUCGUCAUCCUCUCCAUGGGUCAAAAAAUUGCAGCCGACAUGCGCAUCAUCGAAGUUGGUAGCGAGCUUUCCUUCGACAGGAGCUCACUCACCGGAGAGUCGGAUGCCAUUGUAGCCACCGUCGAGUCUACCGAUGACAAUUACUUGGAGAGUCGCAACGUCUGCAUGGCUGGAACAUCCUGCGUCGGUGGCAGCGGUCUCGCAAUUGUCACCGCUAUCGGUGACUCCACCGUGCUUGGUCGCUUGACCAAACUCUCCUCGGCGCCUAAGACGGAGCGUACAACGUUGGAAAACGAGAUUUUCUAUUUCAUCAUCACUAUCACUGUGCUGGCAUUUACCCUUGCGAUCAUCUGCAUCAUCAUUUGGGCGGCUUUCCUCCGACCGAAGCAUCCGAACUUCAUGUCUGUCUCUCAGCUCCUCGUCAACGUCGUCAGCAUCCUCAUUUCUUUCAUCCCCGAAGGCCUGCCCAUUUGCGUCACUCUCAGUCUCACCGCCAUUGCAGCAAAACUUCGCAAAAGUCGUGUGCUGGCCAAGUCCCUUGGCGUGUGCGAGACUCUUGGCUCUGUUAACGUCCUCUGCUCCGACAAGACGGGAACCCUGACUCAGAACAAGAUGUUUGUCCAGAGCUGCGGAGUGCAUGGCUUUGACUCGAACCCUCAGGACGCGGCCAAGCAAAUCACAAUCGACGGACCCAUCGGAGACUGUCUUCGACAAUUGGCGCACGUCGGCGCCAUCUGCACUGCUGCGUCUUUUGACGAAUCGACGCCUGCCAACGUCCCGCUCUCGCAACGCAGGAUUCACGGCGACGCGACAGACCAGGCCUGCUUCAGGUACUCAGAAGAGACUUUCGGAGUCGAUCGGGCAAAUUCCGGCUGGCAGGUCCUCUCGCGACUCGCCUUCAACUCGAAGAACAAGUUUGCUCUGCAUGUCGCCGGAGCGAUGGAGGGCGAAAAGGGAGCAGACCGCAAGAGACUCGAGGAGACACUCGGCAUGGAAGCAGCCAAAUUCGAUGCUUGCGACAACGCCAUUCUCUUCGCCAAAGGCGCUCCGGAUAUCUUGUUCAAGCGAUGUUCGUCAGUUCUGGAUGCCUCUGGCCAAAUCGUCCCACUUACUCCCGAGCGUCAAGCGCACCUCACCACGCUUCAGCUCUCGUGGGCCAACCGCGGACAGCGCGUUCUGCUCUUCGCCCGCCGCGUCAUCAAUCGUCCUCUGAGCGAGCUCGCCGAGCCCCAACUCAUCGAACUGAGCCAGAGCCUCACCGUAAUUGGCCUUGUUGGAAUCGUCGACCCACCUCGUCCCGAAAUCCCCAACGUCGUCAAAGUGUGCCGUGGGGCUGGGGUCCGCUUCGCUAUGGUUACCGGUGACUUUGAAGGUACGGCCGUUGCCAUCGCCCGUCAAAUUGGCCUCGUGACUGCCUCGAAGGUCCACAAGUUCGAAGAGUUGGCGGCAUUGACGCUACCGGAGUACGACUUCCUUGCAGACAAUGACAUCAGAGAGCAACGAGCGCUGGCGUUGACUGGUGGCGAUCUCAUGCGUUUGCAGCCCGAGGACUGGAACAAUGUCUGCGCAUUCGACGAGCUCGUCUUUGCGCGCACUACACCCGAUCAGAAGCUGCGCAUCGUCGAGGAAUUCAGAAAAAGGGGAGCUGUGGUCGGUAUGAGCGGAGAUGGUGUCAACGAUGCUCCAGCUUUGAAGAGCGCCGACGUCGGGAUCGCCAUGGGCAAUGGUAGUGCCGUCGCAAUGGAGGCCGCCGAUCUUGUCCUGCUGGACGACUUUAGCUCCAUCCUGGAUGCCUUGCUCUACGGACGUCUCUGCUUCGACAACCUCAGGAAGAGCGUCGCUUACCUGCUUCCAGCGGGCUCUUUCUCCGAGCUCAUCCCUGUGCUUCUCGCGUUCUUUGUCGGUCUGCCGCAGGCGCUCAACAACCUGCAAAUGAUCUUCAUCUGCUGCUUUACCGAUUUGGCACCCUCGCUCUCCCUCGUUCACGAAAAGCCGGAAGCGAACCUCUUGGCGCGCAAACCUCGCAGCGUCAAGCACGACCGCCUGAUAGACGUCAAGACCCUUGCGCAUGUAUACUUUGCCGUCGGUGUACCUUACGCAUUGAUCGCUUCGUCGCUUGCCUUCGCCUAUUUGCAGGAGAAUGGCGUGCCAUUCUCGGACAUCGUUGCCAAGUAUGGAGCUGGUACGGUUCAAACGGAGGAUCCUGCAAGAUUCCAAGAAGUGCUCAACCAGGCCAACACCAUCUACUUCUGGGCACUCAUCAGCAUGCAGUGGUUCAACCUGUUUGCCAUGCGCACCCGAAAACUCUCCAUCUUUCAACAAGCGCCCAUUGGCAACAAAGCGACUCAGAACCUCUUCUUGUUCCCAGCGCUCGUCAUCUCCCUCGUGAUGGGCAUCAUCGUCUCUUAUCCGCAAACCUUUCAGAACAUCUUUCUUACUCGUCCCAUCGUCGGCAAGUACAUUGGCAUCUCGAUGGCCUGCGGCCUGGCCUUGCUCAUCAUCGACGAGGUGCGCAAGCUUUUGAUCCGCACCUUUCCCAACUCGCUCUUCCCAGCCAAGGCGGCUUGGUAGGCGCUUCCGCAUGGUCCAAGCUUUUCACGAACUAAUGAUGAUUUUGUAAAUACACGUACCAUGACGAGUUUCAUCGGCUCACGCUGUAAUGAGUAUCACCAAUAGAGACAUUCAUGUGAAGCGCCUCUUCGUCCCAAAGACUCGUCCU